Stylonychia lemnae is the source of this 2598-nucleotide messenger RNA. Lineage: Eukaryota; Ciliophora; Spirotrichea; Sporadotrichida; Oxytrichidae. The record is from the annotation of a GenBank genome assembly.
AUGAAGGCAAUGAAUUCUGCUUAGUAGGUUUAAAUGAUUAAUGGUUUGGGGUUAUGCUUAUGCUCCACAAGAAAGACUAAAUUGAUUUCUUUGCCUCUGAUCGCUAUCUUUGCAGGUACUGUUAUGUUUUCAGGUACUAUCUUCUAUUCAAAGAUGUACAAAGACUACAGAUUCAAUAAACUUGUUCCAUACGGAGGUGGUGCCUCAAUGGUUGGAGUCAAGAAACAAUUAAUGUAACAAGCCUAACUCAACAACCUAGCUCUACUCAGAAACCACACUAUUCGAUAGAUGAAAGACGUCUAAUCGCCUGACAAAGAUCCCACAUCGAAGAUGCUGCUUAACCAAUUUAUAAACAAUGGUCUGAACUAGUAAAGGCAGAGCUUUUAAAUAUAAGUCUCUAAUUUAUACAAACCUCCUUAAGGAUCAUAACAGCUGCAAUAACAGCAGUCUUCAUCUCAGGAUGCAUUUAAAUUGAUGAAAAGUGAACAAAGGAAAACAGCUAAAUUCAAAUCAGAAAUUGAAUAACCCAAAAACCUUAAAUAUGAUACCAGCUAGUCUAAACAAAGAUCGCAGUCAAAUGUACCAUCUACUGAAGGUACCCCUUCCAAUGUCAAUUAAAAAAAGAAUUUCAAGCUUGAGCCUCUUAAUCUUUAAAAAAAGCCAACCAAAAUCUACAGUGCCUCAGAAAUACAGAGGUAAAUUAAGAUAAUUAUAGACUCAGCCAAUGCCGACAUAAAAGAUAUCCAAAUAUCGAAGACUACAGGCAUGCUAUAUGGUGAUUACAAGGAAAAACUCAUUGAUUAAAUGAAGAAAAAUCUAGUUGUAAUGGGGAAACUGGAAAAGCUAUCCAAAAACCCCUUUUUGCAAAAUGAUUUUCUUUAUAACAGAUUAAUGAAGAGCACUAUAAAUUACUAUUAAAGAGCAAUGCACAAAGAACAGUAUCUAUUAAAAGAUAAAAUAGAUUGGAUAGAGUCGCAGUACUUUCACUGGCUAACAAAACUGAUUAAAGUACUUUAAUAUUUUCAGACUUCUGACCUAGUACCAAUGAAGCAAGAAGUGGCUAAUAUAUUUAACUGGUUUCAAAAUUUCACAAAGUACCUUGAAGGCCUUAAACUUUUGGAGUAUCCAACAUUUUUCAAGAGGACUAGAAGGAAGAGUACAGAGCUACUAGAUCUGGAUAAGAUGAGUAAUUCUGGAAUGACUCAUAAGAAAGACAGAUCAAGAAUGUCAAGCUCUGAUCAGCAAAGUAAUGUCGGCAAAGAUAAUGAAUUAGAGAAGCUGGGAAUUAAAUCUACUCCAAACAAUGCUAAAAAUUAGUAACAAAUAAAAGUAAUUGGAGAUCUCUCUAGAGAAGUGGAUAUUGAUAAAGUCAAAAUUGAUGUUAACUUAAAAUAGAAGAAGCCAUCAAAUAAAAUGCAAACUGAUUAAGUACCUCUAACUCCUAUCAUAGGGCUUACAUCAUAGAAAACAUUUACAAAUAUGGAAAUACAUAACUAAAUGAAUCAUGCAUAUAGAAUGCUACCUAAAAUGCCUAAAAGAGACACCUCCGUAGCUCAUAUUAAGACAAAGCGAUAGACCUAUAAUGAAACUGAUGAUGAUCUGAUUUUGCCAAACUUCAGAAAUAGAUAAGAUUCCUAGCCUCUUCUCAGUAACCACUCUUCCUAUAUCGGUGCAAGCGAUACUGAUUCAGUUGAAAACAACAGUGUCAGCUCCAGUAGCAAUAACACGGAUAAAAUCUACAAGAAACCAGAAGACUUAAGAAAGAAAUACCUCAUAGAGGCACCUCUGUCUUUUAAAAUGAAUGCUCCUCCCAAAAUUGUGGACUUAACCUCUGAUUUCUUUGAGAAAGACACAGAACAAAUAAUGACUCCUCCACUUUAAAAUAAAGCGUCUACUUAAAGCCCGCGUAAAGCAGGCAAUUUCUUCUCCUAGACUGCUCCAGCACCUAUGGUGAAAAGGCAAAGAAUGAUUAUCAACAAUCCAAAAUAAAACGCAGCAAUGGUUGAAUUGGGAAAAAAGAAGAUUGGAAAUCUCAAAAACUUCUAUGGAAAGAUGAUAUCAGCAGCCCUAAUGAGAGAAUUUGAAGUUAUGUUUGCUCCUCUCGAUGAAAAUACCGAGAACUAAGAAUACUCCGCUAUGGAUAAAUCUGGUCCUUAGUCUAUUGCAUAGUAAGUAAUGAAUCAGACAUAAGGUGUAAUGCCUCCAGGCUUGCUGCAUGAUGAUGUUUUGAAUUAGCUUAGAUCGCCAGAUUAGGAAAGUCAAAUGGGCUAAAAAAACGGUAUGUUUGAGUUUAAAGCGAGUGGAAUGAGUAUGGUUAGAAGAACUGCUUAAGAUGAUUAUAGAUAUUCAUAACUAAAUGAGAUACAGAACCUCAAAGGCUUACUUGUCAAAAAAGGAAUUAAUAUGGACUUCAAAGUACUUCAAAGAGCUAUUCUGAUGCCUGAGGAUUAAGUGUUUGAUUCUAGUGAUAGAGUUUACCCUAAGCCUUAUGAUGGAUUAAUGGUAAAUCCUUUCCCUAAAAAAGCAGGAGCAUCCAAAAAGAAAAAGAAAAAGAAGAAAAUUCUUAGGACUUAAUUUUCAAUGGAUCCAAAAGAAUGA